Molecule: messenger RNA, 3129 nt
Organism: Leptosia nina
Lineage: Eukaryota; Metazoa; Arthropoda; Insecta; Lepidoptera; Pieridae
Source: the annotation of a GenBank genome assembly
AUGGAUAUAGAAGAAGAAAUCGAGCUCCUAAAUAAGGUACCUGAUGAUUUACCUAAAAUACAUACAAAAUGCAAGAGCAACCGUCCACACACCAGUCCAUAUGUAUCGCCGGAAAACACAAUACCGUCUACAUCAGGCCUCCAGAACGAGAAACCAGCAGGGACUAUGAGAAAAAAUGACGAAGAAGCGCCCAAUGCAAAAGAGAAAGGGGAGGGUUCGCUAUCGGAUUGGGUGACAGGUGGACCUGUGGGAUCGAAGGCCGCCGUCUUAGUGUUCCGAUCAUGUGUCCUCGCAUCCAGGACUCCAUCUAUGGAGUCCACGACCAAAACGGUCGGAAACAACACGGGUACCGCGAUGCUGCUCAACAAAGCGAAGAACAUGGCCAAGAGAUUAGUAGCGGAACCGCACUCUUUCAGCGUCAGGCCAAAGACAAUAAUGCACGAUGUCAUGGAGACCUUCGGGAACACCAAGUACACGGGGCAGGCGUAUGUCGUGAGACAUGUGAGCGAAGCUGAAAUACCCAUAACGGAGUCCAUUGAGGAGCAAGGGCACGAAGCGGUCGAGCAUAAGAGGGAUAUAGAGGAUGUACUUAAUGAUCUCAGUAAGAUUACACUAAAGAAGCAUUUGAAUAUAGAGAAUACUACAGCUAAUAUUAAACCACCAGAGGAACCGCCGCCAGUAGCCAAAGAAACCAAAGAUGAGAAGAAAGGAAAGAAAAACAAGGGAAAAAGUAAAAAGAAAAACAUACAAAGGACGGUUUCACCGAGUAUCGAUAGUGAUGACUCUGAACACAUGCUAGUCAAAGAAGUAGAUAGUAUUAAGAUUUUAGAAAGUAGUCACAUGCCGGCCAGAAUCUUAAAAUUGACAUACAAACUAGUGAAUACGGAGACGAAACUCUUGCAUAGACUUCUUCAGGCCCACGGGCUGCAGGAAUCCUGUCCCGACUCUAAAGACUUCAAUCUCUUGUGGGCUGGACUCCAUCCUAAGCCGGACGUGUUGAGGGCUUUAUCGGCAUAUCAGAGAGUCAAUCACUUCCCUAGGUCCUACGAGCUUACACGCAAAGAUAAACUGUUCAAGAAUAUAGAGAAAAUGCAAUAUUUUCGUGGCCUAAAGCAUUUCGACUUCAUUCCCACGACAUUCCUCAUGCCGGCUGAAUAUAAAGAGCUCUGUACAACACACUAUAGGACAAAGGGACCAUGGAUUGUCAAGCCCGCGGCCUCUAGUCGAGGACGAGGCAUUUACAUUGUGAAUACGCCGGAACAGAUACCAAAAGGAGAGAACGUAGUGGUGGCUAAGUACAUAGACAAGCCGCUUCUGAUUGGCGGACACAAGUGCGACCUGCGUCUGUAUGUGUGCGUGACAUCCAUAGACCCACUUCUCAUCUAUUUGUAUGAGGAAGGACUCGUUAGAUUCGCAACUGUCAAAUAUGACAAGACAAAUAAGAAUCUGUGGAAUCCCUGUAUGCACUUGUGCAACUAUAGUAUCAACAAAUAUCACACAGACUAUAUUAAAUGUGACGACCCUAACGCUGGUAAUAUAGGCCACAAAUGGACGCUCUCAGCAUUAUUACGUCAUCUGCGAAAGCAGGGUCGCAACACAGCCGCCCUAAUGGCGGCUAUAGAAGACUUAGUCGUGAAAUCCAUACUCUCUUCGGCACAGACCAUCACAGCAGCUGCUAGGGUCUUUGUGCCGAACCUUUUCAAUUGUUUUGAGUUAUUUGGUUACGAUAUUUUAGUUGACGACAUGCUGAAGCCUUGGCUUUUAGAAAUCAAUUUAUCACCGAGUCUCGCAUGCGAAAGCCCUCUAGACGCCAGGGUUAAAUCAGCUCUCCUGGCAGACACGCUGACACUGGUGGGACUUCCCGCCGUACCUAUGGGAAGACACGAACCUUCGCCUCAGAAUAACUCACUCAAGAUGAGAAUUGGCGCUUGCCGCCGCGUCCACUCGGCGGAAAACGUCUGCGUCCGCGGAAAGAGCAACAGUACGAACGGAGGUCCAGCACAGAAUACUUCCCAAGCUCAAGGGGCCAUUGCGAAUCUGCUGACCGGCGAAGAACUGCGUAUAGUGCGAGCUGUGCGGGCGCAGUACGCCAGGCGAGGCGGUUUUGUGCGGAUCUUUCCUAGUCAGAACUCGUGGCAGAAGUAUGCACAGUACUUAGAUCCAGUGACCGGUAUCCCGGUAUGUUCGACGUCUCUGAACAAUAACGCACCAUACACUGUUGUGCAACACAACUAUAACCUUCUGGUGCAUUCACACGUUUUGCCCCACUUCCAACACGCUACAGUUGCUACCAGUCUCACCGAUACGCCGCAAAGGUUGAAACGUUAUGAAGCCGUGUGCAUAGCGGGAGCUGCGCCCGCUGUUCAGAUCAAUUCCCCAGGAGAGGCGAGCGCUCCACCUAGAGAUGCAAGACGAGCUAAGGAACUUAUUAAGAACCAGCUGAGCGAUGGGAUGAAGUUGACUAUGGGAGAAGGUCGUCGGGCGUUCGGUCUAUACCUAACUCAUGUGCUCAAGCGUAUUUCGUCGCCUAGCAACGAGAUGGCCGUGCAACACGCUGCGCUAGUUCUCCGCUUCCUACGCCGCGCAUCGGCCUCCCUUCGUAUGCCUUAUAAUGGUCCAUCUGCGAAGAUGUGCGACAAGGACAGAUGCGCGAUCAUCGCGAAGCAGCUGAACGACUUCCUGUACAUGUACUAUCGGGAGACUGACCUGUAUACGGACAGCAAUGACCGCGACGGCUGCGUCUCCAACAUACACUUCGCGCACUUCCUCUACGCUGCCAGUGAAGCCGACCUUGAAGACGUGUUACUCCUCGUGUUGCGAUCAGAUAACUGGGUGGCGACGUUCCUUGGCGAUACACGCAGUGCACUCUGCGUAGACGCACCGCCAACUAGACUCGCACAUACAAGUCGACAUACCCUUUUAAAGCAUUUAGCUGCUGUGGCUCCUAUCAAUUGCAGGAAAUAUAGGCCCACACCAGAUUCCAUGAGUCGAUCUGACUCCUCUAGUGUUGCGCAGGAGUCUGACAGUUCGCCACCUCCCCCACCAUACACCACCUCCGACAUCGUCCUCAAGGACUCGCUGAAGGAAGAGAAACCUCAUAACGUAGCCCUCAAAUACGCGAGGUCAUAG